UCAUCUCUAAAAAAAAAAUCGGAUGUUCUUAGUUGAAGAGUAUUUCUUAGCUGUUCCAGUCGCAACUUCCGUCGACCCAUUCUCAUUUCAGAACAUCAACCACCAGCACAAAUAUUCAGUAUCGCUAUUUCACACCAAGUUUCUGACUUGAAAACUUCGAAAUCAUGGAAGUCCCAAAGUAUCCACGAUUCAGUGCUCCGGAGAUGAAGGAGCUCGCAAUCGAGUGGGCACUGCGCACUGGUGAAGACCAAUUGGUUAUCUAUGAUCUACCAAAAUCCAGUCUCGAGAACAUGACGAUGCUAGAUACCGAUAAUCUCGACAUGAACAUGCUUGACUCUGCGUUCUUGACUGGGAGUUCCUCGACUUUGGACUUCAAGCACGAAGAACGUGAAGAGAAGAGACUCAUCUUUCUGCGGAGUCUCAUGAAGCAAUGUUUCUCACGGGACAUCACCUUAAAGAUGGAAACCAUGAAAUUGUUAGAUGAAGAAAUCGAAUCUCUGGGCUUGUCGGAUAGCUUACACAAUAGUGCAUUCAAAGAAAAGGCAUUCGCAGUUGCAAAGGCUCGACUAUCCGCAAAGCAUUUUGGUACCAAGAAUUUAACCUUGAAGUCAAUCAAGAGAUUUGAUUACCAGGUUGCUCUCGGUGUACUUCGUGGUGGCCAUGGUGGGCAUUAUGAGAUUCUGGACUUGUAUUUCGACUUCAAAAACAAGUUUUGGUUCUUCUUAGAAAUCCUUCAGGAGACCACUCAAUUCUCGAUGAUACCACCCAUCAACCUAGAAGAGCAGCAAGAUGAUGGAGAGGAAGUCGACUUCUCUAGUUCGACCACUUCCCAAGAUAGCGUACCGAGCAGCAUUUCGAGCUCUGGCAGCCUAACAUCUACAAGAACCAUGUCCGAGUCAACGCUACGAUCCAGGAGCAGCCUGAACAGCACACCUCAGCCAGAUCAAGAUACAGGAGCCGUCAAACGACGAGGGUAUACACUUGAGCAUGGGCCUUGGCUGUACCGCAUCUCGGAGCAGGGGAGAAGUGCUAGAGCAAAAAGGGGAGCAUGGCAUAAUAUCACAAGCUUAGCUUCUUACAACAAGAUGAUCAUUCAGUUCCAGGAGCAUUCGCACAGCCACGAAGGCAAGCCUCCUAUCGUUUCUAUCAUUCAUUACCUUGACAAAGUUGCGGUUGCUCAAUGGUCCAGGAUUCGAGCAAAUGAAGAACGGGCCGAGCGCGAAUUCUUAAAGUUGAUAAAGGAGUCAGGCUUUGAUGAUGAAGAUAUCGGUGAGCCUUUCAUGAAGGGCGGCAGACUCUUCACGAAAGAGUAAUAAGGACAUGUCCAGACACAACUCUGUUGGCAACCAGAAAUCAAACGUCGAAGUCCCCGGCCGUACGGACUCUCGGAAGCGUCGGGAAAGGUAGGUACAGGAUUGGGAUCAGAUUACCUACUGGAUAGCUAUUGGCUUGCGCUUUUCCGCAAUGGUACAGUUGGGGUAUGCGGACUAGGACAUAGUUUUGCUCACUCAAGCUACCUUCGCUUUAACAAAGUCAAUGUAAAGACUAAAACGAGUCUGCCCCUGAAUCUAAUCUCCUUUCUUGUACAAUGCUAGUUUGGUUGAUAUGCAGUCCAGAUGCUG
Molecule: messenger RNA, 1622 nt
Organism: Mollisia scopiformis
Lineage: Eukaryota; Fungi; Ascomycota; Leotiomycetes; Helotiales; Mollisiaceae
Exons: 3
Coding region: 165-1313 (382 amino acids)
Source: RefSeq, a predicted model, not a curated record